AUGUGGCGAAUGUCAUGGGUCUCACAAUAUCCACAAAAAUCUGGUGGUGGGGAUUUAAGAGAUGUAAUUUAUCUAAUUGAUCAAAUUUGUAGGAAGCAACAACAUCAGCAACAACAAUUGGAGAGAGGAGAGUAUUCCACAUGCUCAAGUCCGUCUGGGCUUGAUUCCAGGGAGCCAUUUGAUUUCCAUCUCGGAGCAAGAAUGUUGUACAACAAUACUCAAGAGAUGCUGUUGAGAAGGAAAUUGGAAGAGCAGGCUGAUUUGCAGCAAGCCAUCGAGCUUCAAGGAAGAAGGUUAAUAAAUUUGCAGCUGCUGGACUUCAAGAAUCAUAAUCAUCCUCAGUACCAUCAUGGUCUGUCCACUGGCUACCCUAUUCCUUCACCGACUGUAUCUCAUACUCUCAACACUCAAGCACUCAUUUUUCCAGCUGAUAGCAUUGAUCAAGAAGUCCCAGAAGAGAAUGGCGGUAGCCCAGUCGCAGUUAUUUCCAAAUUGACUACUGCAAAUGCCGAUAAACAGCUGGAGGAAGUGAAUCCAGGUUGUAAUCACAUGGAUGAGAAUGAUACGAGUAAUAGUAAGGAGGAGAAGGCCAACACUGAAGAAACUGAUCUCCCUGAAAGCUUGGAGCACAUUCUCCCUGAUAACCUGUUCGCUUCUCCUAAGAAAUCAGCUGGUGAUCACCUCACUGUCUUCUCUGCCAAUUCCGUAGAGGCUGACAACAAAACCACAAGUCCAACUACAUCUUGCUCUAACAGUAACCCUUCACUGGCCAACACCUCCAGCCUCAAUAUGGCUUCUCUUAAAUCUUGUUUUCUACAAAUGCCCAGGUUUUCCUCUGGGCAUGAAACCAUUGGCAUGUAGUUGGCAAAGGUGAGCAUGGCCAGCAAAGGGGGAAAUUGACUUUCCCAGGAAACAUUGGGGAGCAUAUUAUACAAGGAAGAUUAUAAAAAAAAAAUCCUCUAGCUGUAUAGCCAAAACAAUACCCACAACAAAGAAAAAGAUCUGUAGACAAGAUCUCAGCAAGAUCAGCAUCAUCAUCAAUACAUACUACUUACAAUGAAUACAUAAUGUAUAGGCAAAGGACAGAGGAACUGAUUUAUGGGAGUGGGGUCUUUCUGUUUCCCUACUGUGACCCUUCCUGUAGGUGAGUGUACUGGACCACACAGUAAUAGUGGAAGAAACAAAAGCUAGUAACUCUUUAAUGAUAUUGUAAUUUUACUACUUCCCUUCUGUUUUUCUUUUCUACUCUUUUUACCCUCCUUUUUCCAAGUGAGGUGAAAAAAGGAACUACAAAUAAAUGAAAUCUGUAUGAAGGAUAUAGUUCCAUGU
Molecule: messenger RNA, 1329 nt
Organism: Theobroma umbraticum
Lineage: Eukaryota; Viridiplantae; Streptophyta; Magnoliopsida; Malvales; Malvaceae
Product: zinc finger CCCH domain-containing protein 53-like
Source: RefSeq, a predicted model, not a curated record